CCGGAAAUACUUAUGGACCUUUAACAAAGCCGGAAGUUGGAUAAAUUGCGAUCAUGGCGCUUGAUGUAAAGUCCCGAGCAAAAAGAUAUGAAAAACUUGAUUUUCUGGGAGAGGGUCAGUUUGCCACUGUUUACAAAGCCAGGGACAAGACCAAUGACACAAUAGUUGCCAUCAAGAAGAUCAAAGUUGGACACAGAACAGAGGCUAAAGAUGGCAUCAACAGGACAGCCCUACGAGAGAUUAAACUACUGCAGGAGUUAAGUCACCCAAACAUUAUUGGGCUGCUUGAUGCAUUCGGGCACAAAUCUAACAUCAGCUUGGUGUUUGACUACAUGGAGACAGAUCUGGAGGUGAUCAUCAAAGAUACCAGUCUGGUUCUGACUCCAGCCAACAUCAAAGCCUUCAUAGUGAUGACUCUACAGGGCCUGGAGUACAUGCACCACCACUGGGUUCUGCACAGAGAUCUGAAGCCCAAUAACCUGCUGCUGGAUGAGAAUGGUGUGUUGAAGCUGGCUGAUUUUGGUUUGGCUAAAGCCUUCGGCAGCCCUAACAGAGUCUACACUCACCAGGUAGUUACCAGGUGGUAUCGUUCUCCAGAGUUGUUGUUUGGUGCCAGGAUGUAUGGGGUGGGCGUCGACAUGUGGGCUGUGGGCUGCAUCCUUGCAGAGCUCCUCUUAAGGUUACCCUUCCUAGCUGGAGACUCAGAUCUGGACCAGCUGAGUAAGAUCUUUGAAGCUCUGGGGACUCCUACAGAUGACACCUGGCCUGGGAUGAGUAGUCUACCUGACUAUGUGUCGUUUAAGUUGUUUCCUGGUACUCCUCUGGAACACAUCUUCAGUGCUGCAGGAGACGACCUGUUAGAACUACUACAGGGUCUAUUCACCUUCAACCCUUCCACACGCCUUACAGCUACACAGGCUCUAAAGAUGAGGUACUUCAGUAACAGACCAGGUCCGACCCCCGGGCACCAGCUGCCCCGGCCCAACUCAUCAGCAGAGGCUCUCAAAGAGAAGGAGAACCUCACCAUCGGAAUCAAGAGGAAACGAGACGGACUGGAGACGAGCACCAUAAAGAAGAAACUGAUUCUGUGAGGGGGGGGUUUGAUUCAGUGGAGCAACAUGACCACUCCUGCUGUUGAACUUAGUGUGGUUCAUUGGACUCAGUAGAAGUUGUCCCUAACCAGUGGUCCAGGGUCAUUUUUCUUUCUUUCUUCAUUUGGUGUUAGAUAAUCUGAUCCUAGAUCAGUGGUUAAGGGGCAAGUACUUCUACCUCCAGUGUGGCCCAUUGUGGUCUAAUGGUCCAGCUGUGAAGACCUCCAGUGUGGUCUAGAACAGUGGUUCUGGAUAUUCUUCAUUGCAACAAUGAUUUCUGAGCUCUGUAAGAGCCUGCUACAUUAGAACUAUUUAUGUGGUCGAGGAAAAAAGCAGCAAGACGUGCUUUUCGUUAUGAUUCAUUUCAUAGAUUUAGUUUCAUUGGUUUAUUUUUUUUGUGUAAGUGAUGUAGGAUAAUAAAUAAUUCUGUCUGAGA
Messenger RNA from Salmo salar (Atlantic salmon), 1527 nucleotides. RefSeq names its product cyclin-dependent kinase 7 (gene cdk7). Lineage: Eukaryota; Metazoa; Chordata; Actinopteri; Salmoniformes; Salmonidae. Gene Ontology annotation, cellular component: transcription factor TFIIH holo complex; transcription factor TFIIK complex; cytoplasm. The record is from RefSeq and is a predicted model, not a curated record. Gene Ontology annotation, biological process: protein phosphorylation; positive regulation of transcription by RNA polymerase II. Gene Ontology annotation, molecular function: cyclin-dependent protein serine/threonine kinase activity; ATP binding; RNA polymerase II CTD heptapeptide repeat kinase activity.